Marasmius oreades (fairy-ring Marasmius) is the source of this 3306-nucleotide messenger RNA. RefSeq lists its product as uncharacterized. Bases 40 to 3012 code for a protein of 990 amino acids. Gene Ontology annotation, biological process: double-strand break repair via nonhomologous end joining. The record is from RefSeq and is a predicted model, not a curated record. Lineage: Eukaryota; Fungi; Basidiomycota; Agaricomycetes; Agaricales; Marasmiaceae. Gene Ontology annotation, molecular function: DNA binding; DNA-directed DNA polymerase activity. The transcript is spliced from 19 exons. Gene Ontology annotation, cellular component: nucleus.
CUUGUUAAACUUCACCUUCAUCAGUUUACGAGGCUAAGGAUGUCCCUAGGUACGGAUGUCGAAGAUUUCUGGAAGGAACAAGAGAGGCGCAUGAAGAUUCCUGAUGACGACUUAGAAGAAUAUAUCAAUCGAAUGAACUUUGAGAAGCGACGCCGAUAUGAAGAACGGAUGACGAAAGAGAAGAAUCCGGCCAACAUAUAUGAACCCCAACAGACAUCAACAUCCGACGCAGCUCCGAGCAGAACACCUCAUUCGAAUGAGACAUCUCCGUUAACUCCAAGCAAGCGAAAAAUAAUAACAUUGGAUGCACCUACUCCUCCGCGUAAACGAGGCGGACAAGGUCGAGAUGUUGACGAUGAAUCUGGGAUUGCUGUCCAUGACAGGACUGCCCGUAUCCCGACGUCAUCUCCAUCUCCCUCACCUCCGAAGAAGAGAUAUACCGCCACGGUUUCCCAAACGAUAAACACCAACAAGAACAUUGCCGCUACCGCGACGAAGGUACCAACACGGGACAAGAAGGUCGCACUUUCACUGGCACUUCCAGCAAUCCCUUCUCCCUCUCUUCCCAAACGCGGACACCGCUCCUCUCCUCCUUCAUCCUCGUCUUUCAUUCCAGAUGACGACGGCUUACCGUCGGAAGAUCAAACUGACAUUCCAACCUCCCCAAUCGAAGACCCAAGCCUUCCUACUCACGCGCCCGACCAACCUUUGCCUAAGACAAAGUCACCGCCUCCAAAACGAAAUCUCUCCAUGUUAGAAAUGGUCGAGCAGAAGAUGGCGGAACAUCAAGCUAAGAAACGGCGGAUGAAGACUAUAAAGCUCGGUCAUCGGCGCUCCAGUCCACACGAAGAUAUCGAUACCGCUAUCGAAACUUCUUCUACUGUGAACUAUUCUCUCUUUUCCGCGAAAGUUCCCGUUGAUAAGAAGAAGGCGAAGACCAGUUCUACUUCAAACAACAAUAAGGUUCAGGUCAAACCUCGUAGAGCCGGUGUGACUGUUGUCGAGGAGAAGGAAAAAUCAACAGCAGACGGCGGACCUAAACGAAUGUCACUCAAAGCCCUAGAGUCUCUCCGCCUAUUACCGGGAGAAUAUGCCAAACGGGCUCAGGAACAAGCAGAGAUGGAUCGCGCGGAUGGGAACAAGAGAGCAAAGAAAUGGAAGCAGUACCUUGUAGGGACGAAGAUCUUUUAUUGGGGUUGUGAUUUUGGAAAUGCUAGUGAGGCAACGAAGAAGAGAAUGGCGAUUAUCCUUCGUCACGGAGGAGAUCUCGUCUCGACGUACGAUCCAGCUAUCGUGACGCACAUUGUGGCGGAUUGUAACCGGAAAUCAGGUUCUCUUCUCAAUGCCCUCAAACUCAAUUCUUUGCACGAAAUUCCAGAUCAUAUCCCUUGUGUGGAAUGGAGUUGGGUGAUAGACGGACGGAAUACGGUGCUCAAGACACUUGAUGGUCCGAAGCCGAGGCUUGCUUCGUUUGUGGAACAUGCGGCAUUUCCGGAGAGGAUGCCUGUUGAUUUUCCGUCAACCUCGAAGGGUACUUCAUCCAGGUCAAAAGCUAAAGUCAAUGGAAAGAAGAAGAUGGAUCCGGCCGAAGUUGAUUCUGAGGAUGGAGAUGGAGAGGAAGGUGUGAGCCUUAUCGAGGAGUUUACGAGCCAUGAUAUUCGUCCUCCUGCAGGUGAAGGUGUGAGACGACCGACAACUACUGUUGUUAGAGGCGGUAAAUCGGUACAAGCUGCUACUUCAUCUCGGGUGCCGUUGAAGUUUGAGCCGCAAGUGCCAGCACUACCACUAGCGGCUCCAUGUACAGAGGACGACCCGUUGGCACCCUUCUACGACCAAGCGAGGGCUGAAGCAGAGAUAGCGAGGGAACGUGGUCGGUACGGAGAAGCGGACGAAAGUGACGAUGAGGACAUAUCCGAAUCUGAAGUUGAGGAUGAUACUGCAGGGAAAAGAGAAAAGAAAGGUUACUCUUGCGAUAAUCCAAGAAGCAAGAAGGCAGGACCUUGUUUGAAUCAGGAUGUAGUCGAUAAGCUUUCGGAACUACUUGAACUUCACCGGAAUAGCGUAAACGAAGACGACAGGUGGCGGGUUUAUGGCUACACAAGAGCCAUUCCGUCCAUCCGAAGAUACAACAAGCGAAUCAAGUCGUUUGAUGAAGCACGGACUUUGAGAGGGGUUGGAGAGAAGACAGCGAGGAAGAUAAUGGAAAUCAUCACCACUGGUGAAUUGCGUCGUAUCAAGUAUGAGAACACGGAAAGCGUUCAAGUUACUCGAAUUUUCCAAGGCAUCUAUGGAGUCGGCCAGAGGACUGCUAUUGGAUGGUACUAUAACGGAUGCAGGACUAUUGACGAUUUGAGGGAAGGGAAGGGGGGCGUUAAACUCACCAACGCUCAACGGAUAGGUUUUAAGUAUUAUGAUGAUAUCAACACACGUAUGCCUCGAGAGGAAGCCGCAGCCAUCUUUGAAUUAAUCAAACCGAUCGCGCUAUCGAUCGACCCUAAUCUCUUCGUGGAAAUCAUGGGGAGCUUCAGAAGAGGCAAAGCUGAUUGCGGGGAUAUCGACAUUCUAAUCACGCGGUCUACCCAUGAUGGAAGGACUCAUAGAGGGGUUCUCCCCAAACUACUGGAUGCACUACGUGACGCAGACAUCGUAACUGAAGACCUCGCAAUUCCUGAGAAUCCAAAUGACCUCGAGGCGAUCUAUCGUGGUCUAUGCCAUUUACCUGGUAAACCUGGAGCGAAACAGAGGCGGAUCGACUUUCUUACGGUGCCUUGGAAGAGUAAGGGUGCUGCGUUACUUUAUUAUACGGGCGAUGAUAUUUUCAACCGCUCUAUGAGGUUGAAAGCACGUCAUAUGGGGUACUCUUUGAACCAACGCGGGCUUUAUAAAGGAGUAGUGCGUAAAGGGAAUGUUAAGACUAAUACUGGGACAUUGGUGGCGUCUGAGACGGAGGAACAGCUUUUUAGGGUUUUGGGGGUUCCAUGGCAAGAGCCGUGUGAGCGUGUUCGCUCCUGAGGCCUGAUGCGUGGCGAACAGGAAGUAGAAUUGUAAGAUUUUUGGUUUGGUGCUUGAUGGUAGAAUUCGCCCCAGGAUGAUUGUUUGUCUAGUGUACUGACUAGUGUUGUGUAAGAUCCAAAAUAUGUUUCUCGCACUCAGAUACUAGGUAUGUAUGUAGGUCAUUGCUCGGUAUGUACUAUUUGUUGCUGGCAUGGCCUUUCCUUUUCAUAGGCACUCGUACCCAAACUCUAAACUGUGAUGCCCAUUUUGUCUACACGCGCCUUUCACAUCUUCGUUACUCUAAGCUAUCGC